AUGGAGGAAAAGCUUUGGAAGGAUCAUUGUGUGCUCCUCAACAAGGAUGAAGAAAAUGAGCUGGAGAUUUUUGGCUACAAAACCCAAGGCUGCCAAAAGGCCUUGUGCAUUGCUGGAUACAUCUUAUCCUGUGGGGCUCUGCUGCUGCUGUUUUACUGGAAGCCAGAGUGGUAUGUUUGGGCAAACUGCAUCCGCUGCAGCCUGGAAGAAGCAGAUGUUGUCCUGCUCAGAACAACAGAUGAGUUUCAGAGAUACACCUGGAAAAAGGUGACUUGGAUUGAUUUGUCUACAGUGGCAUUACCUGCUGGUAGUGAUUCAGAUGAUCCUCUUGUAGCUGACAAAGACUCUGUCAUAAACAGAGCUGUCGUGAAGCCACAGUUAAAGGUGAGAUGUAUCCAGGUGCAGAAAAUCCGCUACAUUUGGGACUUUUCUGUAAAAGAGUUCAAGAAGGUUGGAUCAUUAGAAGACAGCAACACAUGUCACAGCAUACACCACAAGUUUGGAGCUGGCCUGACAAGGGAAGAACAGAAGAUCAGGCAGCUGGUGUGUGGACCUAAUGCCAUUGAAGUUGAAAUUCGUCCUAUUUGGAAGUUACUUUUAAAAGAGAUUUUAAACCCUUUCUACGUGUUCCAAGCCUUCACCCUCACACUGUGGCUGAGCCAGGGCUAUAUUGAAUAUUCAGUGGCCAUCAUAGUCCUGUCGAUCAUUUCUGUUGGCUUAACUGUAUACGACCUCAGACAGCAGUCUACCAAGCUGCACAACCUUGUGGAGGAGCAUAACAAAGUCCAGGUUACAGUCUGCACGAAGAGCGAAGGUUGCAAAGAGCUGCAGUCUUGUUACUUAGUCCCUGGAGACAUGUUUCUCUUAGACGGAAAAAAUCUCUCUCUCCCCUGUGAUGCUGUCCUGAUUGAUGGAAGCUGCAUUGUGAAUGAAGGGAUGCUCACAGGUGAAAGCAUUCCGGUUACUAAAACCCCCUUGCCCCUCGCGGAGAGUUCAAUGCCUUGGAAAACCCACAGCAUGGAAGACUACCGGAGACACGUCCUCUUCUGUGGGACAGAAGUCAUACAGACGAAGCCGACGGGCAGAGGGCCAGCGAGAGCUGUUGUGCUGCAAACUGGGUUCAACACGGCUAAAGGUGACCUGGUGAGAUCCAUCCUCUACCCCAAGCCAGUGAACUUCAAACUCUACAGAGAUGCAUUCAAGUUCAUCGUAGGCCUUUCUGUCAUUGGUGUGUUUGGACUCAUCUACACUGUGUGUGUGUUUGUGUCCCACAAGAAGCCGGUGGCAGAUGUGGUGGCUAUGGCCCUCCUCCUCCUCACCGUGGCUGUGCCUCCUGCCAUCCCCGCUGCCUUGACAACAGGCACUGUUUAUGCCCAAAGGAGGCUGAAGAAAAAGAAGAUUUUCUGCAUCAGCCCACAGAGGAUUAAUAUCUGCGGGCAGAUCAACCUUGUUUGCUUUGACAAAACAGGCACGCUGACAGAAGAUGGACUGGACCUGUGGGGCAUCAUCCCAUCUGAGGGAAGCCGGUUUCAGAAAAUCCAUAAGUUCCCAUCCAGCACUCCUCUGCCCUGGGGACCUGUGUGUGGAGCCAUGGUGAGCUGUCAUUCUCUGGUUGUUUUGGAUAAGAAGAUUCGGGGAGAUCCAUUGGACCUGAAAAUGUUUGAGGGCACACACUGGGAGCUAGAUGACUCCAGCAUGGCUCAGGAUGGAGCUGGUGUUCUCGACACCUGCAUCGUUAGACCAGGGCCGAAGGCCAGCAGUGCUCCCGUGGAAGGAAUAGCAAUCCUGCAUCAAUUCCCAUUUUCUUCUGGGCUGCAAAGGAUGUCUGUCGUUUCACAGAAGAUUGGAGAGGAACACUAUGACCUCUACAUGAAAGGAGCCCCAGAAAUAGUGUCCAGCUUUUGUAGACAAGAAACUGUCCCAGCUAAUUUCUUAGAGGAGCUUAAGAUGUACACAAGCCAAGGCUUCAGAGUCAUUGCCCUGGCCCAUAAAGUGCUAAACCUAGGAAAGGAUGUAGCUGUGAGCAACCUAGAGAGCCUGGUGAUGGAGAACCGCCUGAAGCAGGAGACCAAGCCUGUGCUACAAGAGCUGGCUGCUGCCCGCAUCAGGAGCGUCAUGGUCACAGGGGACAACUUACAGACAGCUGUCACAGUGGCCAGGAAUGCAGGUAUGAUUCACAUGGGCAGUAAAGUCAUCCUCAUUGAAGCAAAUGAACCGGAGGGCUCUGCUCCAGCUUCCGUUGCCUGGCAGCUGGCAGAAGACAGCAAAGCAAACACAGCUGCUCACCAUGAGCUAUAUGCUAAUACUGAGGAAAAGAUCACCUUGGAAGGAGAAACCUGCAACUACCAUUUUGCAAUGAAUGGAAAGUCCUAUCAGGUUAUUGUAAAGCAUUUCUACAAUUUGCUGCCAAAAAUACCGGUGAAUGCGACUGUCUUUGCUAGGAUGUCUCCUGGCCAGAAGUCCAGCCUCGUUGAAGAGUUUCAGAAACUUAAUUACUACGUGGGUAUGUGUGGUGAUGGUGCCAACGACUGCGGG
Antrostomus carolinensis (chuck-will's-widow) is the source of this 2535-nucleotide messenger RNA. RefSeq names its product probable cation-transporting ATPase 13A5. The record is from RefSeq and is a predicted model, not a curated record. The annotation marks the transcript as partial. Gene Ontology annotation, biological process: intracellular calcium ion homeostasis; polyamine transmembrane transport. NCBI's taxonomy places the organism in Eukaryota, Metazoa, Chordata, Aves, Caprimulgiformes, Caprimulgidae. Gene Ontology annotation, molecular function: ATP binding; ATPase-coupled monoatomic cation transmembrane transporter activity; polyamine transmembrane transporter activity. The transcript is spliced from 22 exons. Gene Ontology annotation, cellular component: late endosome membrane.